AUGACGCUGCCGACGCCCUGCGACUUCAGCGCACGCAUGCAGGAGCGGUCGCCCCCGCAGGAGUCGGAGGGCCAGUGCGAUCGCGGUGUCCAGCCAGAGCUCCUCCUGCCCACAAGUGAGGCCGGCGCGCUUCUCCGGCGGCACAAUGGCACCACAAUCUCUUUUCUGGGCGACUCACUUGUGCGGCAGCUCUUCCACAUGCUCGUGUGCCUGCUGAGCGUGCAGCCUGGCCUCGUCAUCGACGCCGAGCCUCGGUAUCGGUAUUGGCGCUGUCCGCACUGGGACUGCGUCAACCAGUACAAGCGCGUGACGCUGCGUGACCCGAAGAUGGGCCUUGCGCUCACGAUGCUAAACAAGUGGGUCAUGGAGGCCAGCACGGUUGCGCCGCACGAGGCUGAGCUGAUCGGCGAGGCAAACGUAGUGGUUUUUGGCGGUGCGGUCCUCUGGCUCGAAUACUUCGCGGGUCACUUUGACACCCCCUCGGGCGAGUUCAGCAACGUUGAUCAGAACGUCGGGCGCGGGCCCCAACUCGCCGGCGCAGGCUCACUGGGCGCAGGCGCCAACUCCUCCUACCCGUGUGUGAAGCUCGGCCCAGCCGGGGCAGAGCUCGCGCACGGCAAUCCGCGCCGCACCGCGGGCAACGCCGUAGCGGCGGAGGCGGGCUGGCCGGUGCUCGCCACUUUCGACGACUCGGUGUCGCAGUGGGCGGCGCACCCUGGGAUCAAGGCGGCCGAGUAUGAGGACGGCGAGUCGUGCCAAGGGAAGGCUGAGCCGGACCGGAUGGCCCGCAGCAUAAUCCUCGGCAAUUGGUGGAACCGAACGCACCAGAGCCGGGAGUCUCAGACACUAAUCAGCCGACACGUGCCGUUUGCGAGCCUCUACUUUCUCGAAAGCAGCCUCUUCACCCCGGCGGACUUGAUUGACCGUCCUGCGCUGGCACGGAAGAACAGCGGCCGCCGCCUCAUCGCCCACCUGAGCCGGGACUGCAUGUACCCUUGGCGGCUGCAGCUCUGGGACAAGAUUGUAGCGGCGCUGCCCGAGGGCGAGGCCUUCGCUCUGGGCCAAUGCAACGGGAUCGACGGUCUCGCGACGGUCGACACGAGCCGUCUGGUGCGGGACGAGGGGCCAAGCCAGGCGGAUCCGACGCACCGGAAUCCGUGGGUGCGCCUGUUCGGACGGCAGCACGACGGCGGGUUCGCCAAUGGGACCUUUGUCACGUACCACGACGAGGCGGCGCUGCUGUACCGAGACUACCGCUUCGUCUUCGUCGCCGAGAACCACGCCCUCGCCCCGGGCUACAUCACUGAGAAGCUCAUUCUCGCGUUCCUGGGCGGAGGCGUGCCGGUGUUUGCUGGGCACCCUUCGGUGCUGCACAUCUUCAACGAGGCGGCAUUCGUGUACAUCGCAAACAUCAGCCGGCCUGAGGCGGCACUGCGCGAGCUGACGCGCCUCGCUGCGAACGCGACCGCCUACAAGCAGAUGCUGCAGCAGCCCACUUGUGGAUCCUCCUCUCACCUUACUUGCGACGGUGUAUCAUUCACUUUAUGGCGGCGUGGCGUAUCCGGAGAUGCUAGGGGGGCGUAA
This is a messenger RNA of Emiliania huxleyi CCMP1516, 1584 nucleotides long. RefSeq lists its product as hypothetical. Bases 1 to 1584 code for a protein of 527 amino acids. The transcript has 4 exons. NCBI's taxonomy places the organism in Eukaryota, Haptophyta, Isochrysidales, Noelaerhabdaceae. Gene Ontology annotation, cellular component: membrane. The record is from RefSeq and is a predicted model, not a curated record. Gene Ontology annotation, molecular function: alpha-(1->3)-fucosyltransferase activity.